AUGGGGACCAGGGACCUCCUCUUCUUGGUCCUCAUCUGCAGACUAGCCUGGGCUGGGACAAUGGAAUCAUGUGCGCAUCGCUGUGGAGAGCCACUGAACAAGGCAGCUGACUGCCAGUGCAACCACCAGUGUGAGCAACACAAGGACUGCUGCGAGGACUACGAGAAACUGUGUACAAGUCAAGAAGAGCCCAAAGCAAUGGAGGUAGAGACAGAAUGGGAAGAAGAAGCAGACCCAGCCAGCAAUCUUUAUAUGGCACCUAAUUCUUGCCAUGGCCGUUGUCAUGAAGCUUUUGACAAACACCACCCAUGCCACUGCAAUUCAAAGUGUCAGAAUUUUGGGAACUGCUGUGAAGAUUAUGAAAGUCUGUGUGCUCAUGAUGGUUUCUCCCGAAGGAGUGAUGCCAUCACCAAGGAUGAACUCCUGACUAUCUCAGAAAAGAUCUACAAGGCAGACACCAACAAAGCUAGAAAGGAAGAUAUCAUUAUCAAUAGCCAGAACCGUAUCUCCCCCUCUGAAACAAAUGACCAAGUGGAUCGAUGCCCUGAGCCGCUCUACAGCUAUGUAAAUGAAGAACUCUUCUCCAAACCAACCUAUGCUGCAUUCAUCAAUCUACUCAAUAACUACCACCGGGUAACAGGUCAGGGGGAACACUUCAGUUCUCAGCAACUUGAAGAACAGGACACUUUUCUUCGAGAGAUAAUGAAGACGGCAGUCAUGAAGGAACUUUAUGGCUUCCUUCAUCAAAAAAACAGAUACAGCUCAGAGCAAGAAUUUGUCAGUGACCUGAAGAAGAUGUGGUUUGGACUGUAUUCCCGGGGCCAUGAUGAGGGGGACUCCAGUGGCUUUGAACAUGUUUUCUCCGGUGAAGUGAAAAAGGGAAAAGUGUCAGGAUUCCAUAACUGGAUCCGCUUCUACCUGCAGGAGAAGGAGGGUCUGGUUGACUAUUACAGCCACAACUAUGACGGGCCUUGGGACUCUUACCCCGACGUGCUAGGAAUGCAAUUCAACUGGGACGGCUACUUCAAAGAAGUGGGAUCCGCCUUCAUUGGCAGCAGUCCGGAGUUUGAGUUUGCUCUCUAUUCUUUGUGCUUCAUCAGCAGGCCUGGCGGUGUGUGUCACUUGAGCCUCGGGGGGUACCCCCUGGCUAUCCAAACCUAUACCUGGGACAAGGUGACCUACGGAAAUGGCAAGAAGUACAUUGCUACAGCCUAUAUAGUAUCUUCCACGAAUUAG
Messenger RNA from Gracilinanus agilis (Agile Gracile Mouse Opossum), 1236 nucleotides. It is a transcript of the gene ENDOU, whose product is annotated as endonuclease, poly(U) specific. Gene Ontology annotation, biological process: immune response. The transcript has 10 exons. The coding region runs from base 1 to 1236 and encodes 411 amino acids. The record is from RefSeq and is a predicted model, not a curated record. Gene Ontology annotation, molecular function: scavenger receptor activity; RNA endonuclease activity; polysaccharide binding. NCBI's taxonomy places the organism in Eukaryota, Metazoa, Chordata, Mammalia, Didelphimorphia, Didelphidae.